CGCUAAAUGGAAAUCUGAUUACGUACUUCCGGGUAUAAAUGUAUCUUCCACUGUGUCUAAGGGUCUUAACUUUACAUUUAAGUUCUUUUAAAAAGUUAUUAUAUAGUCUAAUAAAGAUGUGUUCUUACAAAAAUCGUUCAUUUACUUUAAAUAAAAUUAAUUGGAUUUGUUAAAUGUUAUUUUUACACGAUGUAGCAGGACUUGACCCGGAAGUAGUUGUUGUUGCUAACGCUACGACCACGGUGUCCGUUCAAGCAUGUGUCAAUAAGUAGUAAUGCAAUAGUACGGUUGUUAUAGCUUUAAAUGUACCGUGAUGUCUGCACUGUGCCGACCCAUUCUAGUCAGCCUUCUCUCCGGAACUCGACCAGGGUUGCUCCUGGUUAGAACAUCUGAAUUCAAACAGAGAAACGAGCCUUUGAGCUCCAUGAGCGGCGGAAACUCAGUCGCUCCUCCGGCUCAGAGGACAAAUACAAUGAUGCCAACGCUUAAUGUCACAGGUAGUUCUGACUCUCAUCCUCGGUUCUUGUCAUCCUCAAGUCCGAAGUCAGAAUUUCGAGUCAAGAGAGUUUCUAUUGAAGGCAACAUAGCUGUUGGAAAGUCAACCUUUGCCAAACUUCUCCAGACUGCUUGUUCAGACUGGGAAGUUGUGGCAGAACCAGUUAGCAAGUGGCAAAAUAUUAAAAGUGGGUCUUCAAAGGAAACACAUGGGAGUCCACAGACAACAGUUAGCAACCUGCUGCAGAUGAUGUACAAGGAACCUCAGCGCUGGUCAUACACCUUUCAGACAUUUUCCUGCAUGAGUCGGUUUAGGACGCAGCUGCAGCCUCCUCCUGCUCACCUGCUCAACUCAGAGGGGACACCUGUCCAGGUGUAUGAGCGCUCCAUUUACAGUGACAGAUACAUCUUUGCUUUAAACAUGUUUGAGCUGGGUUGCAUCAACGAUACUGAGUGGGCUGUCUAUCAGGACUGGCACUCUCUUCUGGUGGAGCGAUUUGGACACCAGGUGGAGCUGGAGGGCAUCAUUUACCUAAGGGCCUCUCCUGAGAAAUGUAUGGAGCGUUUGAAGUUCCGGGGAAGAUCAGAGGAGAAGGAAGUGGAGCUGGACUACCUGGAGAAGCUGCACAUUCAGCAUGAGAAGUGGCUUGUAGAGAAAAGCGCCGAGAUACACUUUGAAAAAUUAAAAAACGUUCCUGUCCUUCAACUUGACGGCAGUGCAGAGUUCUUGACUGAUCCAGAAGUUAGGAAGCAGUUUAUUUCACAGGUGAAGAACUUCUUCAAUGCUUUAUAAGGUGAUGACCUACUGCACCCUUUAACUGCGAGAAUCUUACAGACUUCAAAUCCAAACUGACUUUCAAAUGUAUUCAGUUGAACAACUGAAUAAAUACAAAAAUAACCGUGUUUUCAUGUCUUGCUGUUUUCUCUGGAUGACCAAUUUAUGUAAAAAUUGAGAUUUUCUACAUUUUUUAUGGUUGUUUUUUGUAUUUAUAUAUAUUUGCUUCACUUAUGGUAACUUAUUACCACUACUGCCCAUUUUGUAGCUGUGAUUCAUUUAGAAGUUUUUUUUUUCCACUUAACAUUGAUAAUAAGCUACAUUUAUACUAUGAACAGCUGUAAGUAAAGUUUUCUUAAAGCUGUAGUUUUUGAAAUGUAUGUUUUUUUAUAUUUUCUGAAUGUCAGACAUCAACAAAUAUGGGUCUAAAUAAUCCUUGUAUAUUCACUAAAUAAAUAUUUGUGUAACAAUCUGGA
Messenger RNA from Oryzias latipes (Japanese medaka), 1746 nucleotides. Its product is annotated as deoxycytidine kinase 2. Gene Ontology annotation, cellular component: cytoplasm; mitochondrion. Gene Ontology annotation, molecular function: deoxyguanosine kinase activity. The record is from RefSeq and is a predicted model, not a curated record. NCBI's taxonomy places the organism in Eukaryota, Metazoa, Chordata, Actinopteri, Beloniformes, Adrianichthyidae.